Venustampulla echinocandica is the source of this 1491-nucleotide messenger RNA. RefSeq lists its product as uncharacterized. Gene Ontology annotation, cellular component: membrane. NCBI's taxonomy places the organism in Eukaryota, Fungi, Ascomycota, Leotiomycetes, Helotiales, Pleuroascaceae. The record is from RefSeq and is a predicted model, not a curated record. Gene Ontology annotation, biological process: transmembrane transport. Bases 1 to 1491 code for a protein of 496 amino acids. The transcript has 5 exons. Gene Ontology annotation, molecular function: transmembrane transporter activity.
AUGUCAACCCUACCAGAGGUAUCGGAAAAGGUCGACCUCGGCCACCAGAAUAAUGAUUCUAAGGUCAGCAACACUUCUCUCGUUUCCGAUGAAUUAUACACGAAUCCCACCGGUAUAAACGAGAAACCACUCCUUCGGAAAUUAGAUUGGAAACUCCUUCCCCCGCUCACAAUUCUGUACCUACUGUCUUUCCUGGAUAGAAGCAAUGUUGGGAAUGCGAAACUAGAAGGCUUGGACAAGGACUUGAAUAUGACUGGAAACCAAUACUUGGCCACCUUGACGAUAUAUUUUAUAGGAUACGUUCUGUUUGAGAUUCCUUGCAAUAUCGUCUUGAAGCGUACCACUCCUAAGUUAUGGUUACCGACUCUCAUGCUCUCCUGGGGCAUCGUCGCCACCCUAAUGGGAAUCUCACAAAACCUCGCCGGUUUUCUAGUCGCCCGAUUUUUCCUCGGCGUCACGGAAAGUGGUCUGUUUCCGGGCGUGGUCUUCUACCUAUCCAUGUGGUAUAAGAGGACCGAAACCCAUUACCGCAUUGCACUAUUCUUCUCCGCGGCCUCCCUUGCUGGAGCAUUCGGCGGCAUCUUUGCAUAUGGGAUCGGAUUUAUGAAAGGCGUUGGGGGUCUGAAUGGCUGGCGGUGGAUUUUCAUUCUAGAAGGUCUUUUAACCCUCGUAAUUGCGGUCAUUGCAUACUUCUUCAUCCACAACUACCCCUCCACUGCCCCUUUCCUCACCGAGCCCGAACGAGCCUAUAUCCACGCCCGCCUCAAGAACGACUCUGACGCGACCAACUCGGAAGAGUUUGCCUGGAGCAACGUGUUAGCCGCACUAAAAGACUACAAAUGCUGGCUCUAUGGCUUCGGAUUCCACACCAUGUCCCUCCCCCUUUACACCCUAUCCCUCUUCCUCCCAACCAUCAUUAAGAGCCUUAACUACACCGCGGCGCAAGCCCAACUCCUGACCGUCCCCCCUUAUGCCGUAGCCGCCAUAUUUACAGUGAUAAUCGCCAUCCUCUCCGAGAGGACGCACAAACGCGCCCCUUUCAUCAUCGGCUGCUCAUCACUCGCCAUCAUCGGCUACAUAAUCCUCCUCAGCACCCCGCCCACAAAACCUGGCGUCGCCUAUGUAGGAACCAUCUUCGCAGCAGCAGGAAUCUACCCCUCCACAGCCAUUGUGCUUUCCUGGCCCGCGGCCAAUGUCUCAGGGCAGUCAAAACGCGCCACUGCUACAGCGAUGACGAUCACGAUUGGAAACCUAGGUGCCGUGCUAGGGACCCAGUUGUACCGUCCGGCAACCAGCCCGAGAUGGUUUCUAGGCCAUAGUUUCGCGUUGGGGUAUUUGUGUUUGAAUCUGCUGAAUACUGGCAUAUUAUGGGCUUGCUUGAAUAGGGAGAAUGCGAGGAAGAGGGAGCGGGUUGCGAAUGGAGAGGUCGGUGGAGGUGAAGAUGGGACGGUUAAAAAUGAUGAUGAUGUGGGGUUUAUUUUCCAGACUUAA